Molecule: messenger RNA, 2903 nt
Organism: Aspergillus ochraceoroseus IBT 24754
Lineage: Eukaryota; Fungi; Ascomycota; Eurotiomycetes; Eurotiales; Aspergillaceae
Exons: 5
Coding region: 151-2859 (902 amino acids)
Biological process (GO): ubiquitin-dependent protein catabolic process
Cellular component (GO): proteasome regulatory particle, lid subcomplex
Molecular function (GO): structural molecule activity
Source: RefSeq, a predicted model, not a curated record
CCAAAGUGACCAUAUCCUCCCAUCCAGAACCUCCUCUUUCAUCCCAUCCUUGCCCUCUGCUACAGGGGCUUAUUUCUCUAUAUUCUACCCUGUGAUACUUCCCCAGAUAUUAAACCUCUUCCUUUGCCUUCUCUCCAUAUCAGCCUAGUCAUGGCGCCCUCCUCCCAGGCCGCUGAGCGGAUACAGGAAGCUCGAGCUCUCGCGAAGAAGGAUGCUUCAAAAGCUGAGACCAUCUAUAAGGACAUCCUUUCCAAGGGCCCAGGCUCAUCUGAAAGUUCGUCGCGUGAUUACGAAAAUGCGUUGGUGGGAUUGGGAGAGCUCUACCGAGAUGAGAAGAAGCCACAGGAGAUCGCAGAACUGAUCAAAACAAGCCGGGACUCAUUCUCGUCCUUUGCCAAAGCAAAGACAGCCAAGCUAGUCCGCCAGUUGCUGGACCUGUUCAGUGAGAUCCCGAACACCCUCGAUAUCCAGAUCGCCGUCAUCAAAUCUUGCAUCGACUGGGCCGUUACAGAACGACGGUCUUUCCUUCGCCAGAACCUCGAGACUCGCCUUGUGGCAAUAUACAUGCAGAAACAAAGUUACUAUGAUGCCCUUAACUUAAUCAACUCACUUCUUCGGGAGCUAAAGCGACUGGACGACAAACUGAUGCUCGUGGAGGUACAGUUAAUGGAGUCGCGGGUGUACCAUGCGCUGGGCAACCAGGCCAAGGCCCGUGCGGCCUUGACUGCUGCUCGCACUUCCGCUGCUUCUGUCUACACGCCCCCAAAUCUCCAAGCUGGGUUGGAUAUGCAGAGUGGUAUGCUACACGCCGAAGACAAGGAUUUUAACACCUCAUAUUCCUACUUUAUCGAAGCCCUAGAGGGCUACAGCUCCUUGGAUGAAGGCGACAAGGCAACAGCAGCUCUUCAGUAUAUGCUGCUGUGUAAGAUUAUGCUGAACCUGGGGGAUGAUGUGACGAGCUUGUUGGGCUCCAAGCAGGCCCAGAAAUAUGCUAGCCCGCGACUCGAAGCCAUGAAAGCGGUAGCCCGCGCCCAUGCCGACCGAUCGCUUGAAGAGUACGAGAAAGCACUCUCGGAUUACCGGUUUGAACUAGGCAGCGACGCCUUCAUCCGCAACCAUCUUCGCAGACUUUAUGAUGCCAUGUUGGAACAGAACCUCAUCAAGGUUAUUGAACCGUUCAGCCGAGUUGAAUUGGAUCACAUCGCCAAGAUGGUGGGGCUGGACACGCAGCAGGUGGAAAGAAAGCUUUCGCAGAUGAUUCUGGACAAGGUAAUCAUCGGUGUGCUAGAUCAAGGCGCCGGAUGUUUGAUUGUUUUUGAUGAGACGGAGCGCGACCAGGCUUACGAUGCCGCUCUGGAGACUAUCGCAAGGUUGAGCAAUGCCGCUCAACGUUCUCCUGCCACUCCUCGUCGCGGUCCUCCAGCUCCAGGUCCAAUGCCCGUCCCAAUCCCCCAACAUGCUGUGGCUCCUCAGUAUGUAGCGCCCCAGCGCAACAUGCCGCACCCUAAUGAUGCCGCCCUCCGUCGCAGCCGUAAGCCUACAGAUAAGAGUAUCCCCGACGGUGUCGAAGAUGUGAUUAUUGGCGAAGGUGCCCAGCAGUACAAGAGCCUGCGCGACCUGGAGAAACGGUUGGAUGCCGCCAUCGUGAGGAAAAGACUGGACAUUCAAGACUCGAUCAGCAAAACAGUGAAAAAGUACCGGACUAUGCGAAUCUGGGUUUCCAACGAGGUGGAAAACCAACCCUGGCAGAACCCUGGUGCACAGAAUGGCUUGAUUCCCGGAAGCAACCCUGGCUCUGGCCGCUACAAGGUGCGAAUAGAAGGUCGCCUGCUAGAUGAUGAUAGCGACCCUACAACGGACCCGGCUAGCGAUGAGGAAGCUGAUGCCCAAGACACUACGGAUGCGAUGGACCAUGAUGGCCCUGAUGCUAAGCAAUCGGCUUCUAAGCGGUCGAGACAGCGCUUUUCGCAGUUCUUCAAGUCCAUCACGAUUGAUUUUGAUAAGGCGUCUACCGUUAACCCGGAUGAUGUGCAGACCAUCAACUGGACAAAGCCACAACUACCCCCCAAUACUGCCACAUUGCCUCCUACUGCGGACUUCGAUUCUCUGCAGUUUUCACGUCCUUCGCAGGAGAACUUGAAUGUCACCAUCAGCCUUAUUCGCGACGAGACCCCUGAACGCUAUAAGUUGAGUAAGGAACUGGCCGAAGUUCUUGAUGUUGAGGAAGAAACCCGGAGUGGGAUUGUUCUUGGUAUUUGGGACUAUAUUCGCGCAAUGGGCCUACAAGAGGAUGAGGAGAAGCGGCUAGUACGCUGUGAUGAUCGUCUGCGAUCGAUUUUUGGCCGAGAUCAGAUGUUCUUCCCGCAGAUUCCAGAGAGCAUUGGCCCUCACACUAGCCCCAUUGAUCCUAUCAAGCUCCCAUACACGAUUCGCGUUGAUGAAGAUUUUCACAAAGACCCCACCCCCACCAUUUACGACAUCCAAGUCGCCGUGGAAGACCCCCUUCGCUCAAGGAUGAUGGCUUUGACUCAGAACCCACAAUACACCGCUGGAAUGCGCCAGAUCGCUCUUCUGGACGAUCAAGUCGCGCUCAUCAUCCAAGCCCUGACGCAUUCCCGCGCAAAACAUUCUUUCUUUACCGCACUCAGCAAAGACCCUGCUACAUUUGUCCGCCGCUGGAUCAACUCUCAACGCAGAGACCUUGAGACUAUCCUGGGCGAAGCAGGUCGCGGAGGUGGCGAAGACGGUAGUGGUCCCGAGUUCCGACGCGGUGGUGCAGAUGGUGUUUGGGAUACAGUGGUUGCACGGGAGGCUGUGCGAUACAUGCUUGCCAAACCAGAAGCCGCUCUGGGUCGAUAAUUUUUUUUAUUUACCUAUUUUAUUUUAUUUCCCCCCCCCCCCCC